Molecule: messenger RNA, 1323 nt
Organism: Helianthus annuus (common sunflower)
Lineage: Eukaryota; Viridiplantae; Streptophyta; Magnoliopsida; Asterales; Asteraceae
Product: NAC domain-containing protein 79
Exons: 3
Coding region: 99-1118 (339 amino acids)
Biological process (GO): regulation of DNA-templated transcription
Molecular function (GO): DNA binding
Source: RefSeq, a predicted model, not a curated record
CAUAUGUAAUCUUGGCCUAAAAACUCAUUUUAUGCAAAAAGUUUUCAUCCUUUUCAGUUUCAAGAAGAAUAAGAUUCAAGGAUCUAGCCUUUAGUAAUAUGAUGGAGAAGCUCUCUGGUCAUGGUCAAGAGGAAGAUCAAAUGGAUAUGCCUCCUGGAUUCCGGUUUCAUCCAACCGAUGAAGAGUUGAUCACUCAUUAUUUGUCUAACAAAGUUGUCGAUAACAACUUUGUCGCUAAGGCUAUCGCGGAGGUUGAUAUGAAUAAAAUUGAGCCAUGGGAAUUGCCUAAGUUGGCGAAAUUGGGAGGGAAAGAGUGGUAUUUCUUCUGUGUUAACGACAAGAAGUACCCGACCGGAUUGAGGACAAACCGAGCAACCGCGGCAGGUUAUUGGAAAGCGACCGGAAAAGAUAAGGAGAUUUCAAGGGGGAAAUUGCUGGUCGGAAUGAAGAAAACUUUGGUUUUCUACAUGGGAAGAGCUCCAAAAGGGGAAAAGACGAAUUGGGUGAUUCAUGAAUAUAGAUUAGAGGGUAAAUCAUUGCUUUCAAACUUGCCAAGAUCAGCUAAGAAUGAAUGGGUGAUUUGUCGCGUGUUUCACAAGACUUCAGGGGGCAAGAAAUUGCACAUUUCAGACCUAACGAGGACGGAUUCGGGUGGUGUUGCUACUUCUCUGCCACCAUUGGAGUCACCCAAGAUCAUUCCAAACCUAUCCAAUUCGAUUCAUGUGCCCUGCUUCUCCAAUUCGGUCGAAUUCCAAACAACUCAAAAGAACAUGCUCAAUAAUUUCCUCAACAAACCAAUUUUCCCACUCGAAUCAAAUUCCAAUUUGUUGCUUAGCGUCCAGUCGGAUCCACUAACGCAACAAUUCCCUUCUGGCUCUAUGUUCCCGGUGUGUGAUCAAGCGAUCUUGAGGGGUUUAAUCGGGUCCUAUAGUCACGGGUUAAAGAUGGAGUCAGAGAUGGUUAGCGCGUCACAUGACACUGGGGUGAGCUCGGAGAAGAACAUUGAAAUUUCGUCGAAUCUUGAAAAGGGUAUAAGGGGAAUUGUAAAUCAAGAAGCCCCAUCAACUUCAAUUGGACCAAUUGAUUUGGAUUGCCUAUGGAAUUAUUGUAAUCAAUAAUUGGGAACAAGAAGUUGUUCACGAGGAUGAAUGUAUGAAUUAUGAUGGCUGGUUUUCUUUCAUGUAGUUGAUGUUGAAAGCAUGAAAGGGAAUGAUGAUGGUUGGGUUGAGGCAAACAUAUAAGUAUGAAUAUGAAGAAAUUAAGAAAUUGUAGAUAACAUUAUUAGUACUAAAUUUUGUAUUAAUUAUGUGGCAAUUAGUCAUA